AUGCGUAGCCUCCGCCUGCGCCUCGUCCCCCUCCUCGCGAUCGCCGCGGUCCUCUGCCUCCUCUCCUUGCCCUCCCGGCGGUCCCCGCCGCCGGAACCGCCGCUCCCCUGUGGCGCGGCGCCCUCGGACGCGACGGCGGGGCGGUGGGUGCCGACCCCGGAGCCCGUGCCGGCGCCGCUCUACACCGUGUCGUGCCCGUUCCACCGGGGCUCCUACAACUGCCUCCGCAACGGCCGCCCACCGCUGGCCCCGCUCUCCUGGGCGCCCGCGCGCUGCGGCGGCGCCGUCGUCCUGAGGAUCGACCCCGCGGCGUUCCUUGCCGCCGCCAGGGGCCGCCGCGUCGGCCUCGUCGGGGACUCGCUGUCCGAGAACCUCGCCGUCGCGCUGCUCUGCGCGCUCCGCUCCGCCGACCCCGACGCGCGCAGGUGGAAGCGCCGCGGCGCCUGGCGCGGGUGGUACUUCCCCCGGGACGACGUCACCGUCGCCUUCCACCGCACCGUGCUGCUCGCCAAGUACACGUGA
Miscanthus lutarioriparius is the source of this 522-nucleotide messenger RNA. The record is from the annotation of a GenBank genome assembly. Lineage: Eukaryota; Viridiplantae; Streptophyta; Magnoliopsida; Poales; Poaceae.